AUGGCCAUGGUUAUCUUCACCCUCCUCCUCCUGCUUCUCCUCCCCUUCGUUGCUGCCCAAUGGCCAGUGUGCGGCAAUAGCGGCAACUACACAUCAAACAGCACCUACCUAGCCAACCUCGGUCUCCUCUCGGCCACCCUCCCCAAGAAGGCUGUGUCUGAAGCCACCCAGCUCUUCGCCACCGACACCGUAGGCCAUGCUCCGGACAUGGUCUUCGCCCUCACGCUCUGCUACGGGAACACCACCGCCGAAGUCUGCGAGGGCUGUGUUGUUACCGCCUUCCAGGACGGGCAGCAGCUCUGCGCGCACAAUAAGGACGCCACCUUGUACUACGAUGAAUGCAUGCUCAGGUACUCCAACCAGAAUUUUCUCAGCAACACUGCCGGCGAUCAGAAAUGGGCCAUGCUCAGCAACUCUCAGAACUUCCCGACAAGCGCCUACUCCUUCAGGCUCUUCUUGUUCACACUUCUGAAUAGCACGGGCCAGUCGGCCGCCAACAGCUCGACGAGGUUCAUGACCUCGCGCUUAGAUGUCAGCUCCUUCCCGACGUUGUACAGCCUUAUGGAGUGCACGCCCCACCUGACCGCCGAGAACUGCACGGCCUGUUUUCAGGUCGUGUCACAGCUGACGUUCCAGUACCUCGAUGGACCGCGAGGUGGUCGAGUCCUUGGGACAUGGUGUAACAUGAGGUACGAGAUUUACCCAUUCUUCCGAGGAGAACCUGUGCUGCGUAUCAUCAACUUGGCCCCUGAAGUUCCGGCGAUCAACAACACUACAGCAGAGUCUACGCCAGUUGCCAUGUUUGGCUCGCUGUCAGUGCCACCACCUGCGGCGCCACCUCCAGACCCGUUGGUGCAAACGACUGUCGAGCAGCACGGACGCAAAUCAAAAAAGAGGGUGCUGUGGAUUAUUGCAGUGGCUGGUCCAUUACUGUCAAUACUUAUGUGCUCUAUCUGUUCCAUCCUGUGGUUGAGAAGAAGGCGAAAAGGGAGGGUAAACUUACCGGAACAAUCUUUCACGAAUAGGCCGGAAGAAGACAAACUGGUUUGGAGAUUGGAAGAUAAUAGUUCAGAGUUCACUCUUUUUGACUUCUAUGAGAUAUUGCAGGCUACACAAAACUUCUCCAAGGAAAACAUGCUUGGGCGAGGUGGUUUUGGCCCCGUCUACAAGGGCCAAUUACCAUGUGGAAUGGAGAUUGCAGUUAAAAGGCUUGCCUCACAUUCAGGACAAGGUUUCACUGAAUUCAAAAAUGAAGUUGAACUUAUUGCAAAACUACAACACAAUAAUCUGGUCAAGCUGAUGGGAUGUUGCAUUCAGGGAGAGGAAAAACUUUUGGUGUACGAAUAUUUGCGAAAUAAAAGCUUGGACUUCUUUAUAUUUGAUAAAAACAGAACAGCUUUGGUUGAUUGGACUAAAAGACGUGUGAUAAUUGAAGGGAUAGCCCAAGGUCUUCUGUAUCUCCACAAGCACUCUCGGCUGCGCAUUAUACACAGAGACCUUAAGGCCAGCAACAUUCUGUUGGACCAGGAUAUGAAUCCUAAAAUUUCUGAUUUUGGCCUAGCAAAAAUUUUCAGCUCUAAUGAUACUCAAGGAAGCACAAAGAGGGUAGUGGGAACAUACGGUUAUAUGUCUCCGGAGUAUGCAUCUGAAGGCAUUUACUCAAUCAAAUCUGACGUGUUCAGCUUCGGUGUGUUACUUCUUGAGAUCCUUAGUGGAAAAAGGAAUUCUGGUUUUCAUCAAUAUGGAGACUUCCUUAACCUCCUUGGAUACUCAUGGCAGGUCUGGGAAGGAGGAAGCUGGCUUGAGCUUAUAGAAUCAUCAAUUGCCAAUGAGAUCCAUACAUCAGAGGCUAGGAGGUACAUUAACAUCGCACUAAUGUGCGUCCAAGAGAGUGCAGAUGAUCGACCAACCAUGUCAGACGUCGUUUCAAUGUUAAACAGCGAGAGUGUUACUCUUCCAGAGCCUAAUACCCCUGCGUUCUUUAACCUAAGGGUAUCAAAGGUACACGAAUCAUUUAGUGUGGUUGUUCCAUGCAGUUUUAAUGAUGUAACCAUCACUGCGGAGCAAGAUGGCAGAUAG
Molecule: messenger RNA, 2079 nt
Organism: Lolium rigidum
Lineage: Eukaryota; Viridiplantae; Streptophyta; Magnoliopsida; Poales; Poaceae
Product: cysteine-rich receptor-like protein kinase 15
Exons: 7
Coding region: 1-2079 (692 amino acids)
Biological process (GO): protein phosphorylation
Molecular function (GO): ATP binding; protein kinase activity
Source: RefSeq, a predicted model, not a curated record